Messenger RNA from Musa acuminata subsp. malaccensis (wild Malaysian banana), 1959 nucleotides. The record is from RefSeq and is a predicted model, not a curated record. NCBI's taxonomy places the organism in Eukaryota, Viridiplantae, Streptophyta, Magnoliopsida, Zingiberales, Musaceae.
GCCUGCCUUCGGAGCGUUCGCGAUCGAGAUUGCGAUCGUCAGCAGUGGCGGAGAGCCCCUCUUGAGUCCCCUCGCAGUCGGAAUCGAAGCUUUAUUGUGGAUUCCCUGGCGAAUUAGAUGAGCUCGUCAGAAUCCCCUUAUGGAGUCCUCCCGACCGACAUCGUCACACAGAUCCUCGCGCGGCUGCCCGUCUAUUCCCUCUUCCGAUGCAGGUCCGUCUGCAAGCUGUGGAACCGAUUGCCCUUUGAGAAGCACUUCGUCGACCUCUACUUCCGGAUCGGCCCCAAAGACCCCAUCUUGCUGUUGGAAUUCCCCGAGUCCAGCGCCUUCCUCUCGGUCGACCGAUUUCGGGGGGUCUCGGCCUUCUCCCUGGGAUUCUUGAACGAUAAGGUCAAGAUCAGGGCCUCCUGCAAUGGCUUGCUGUGCUGCUCCAGCGUUCGGAAUCGUGGCGUUUACUACGUCUGCAAUCCGGUCACCCGAGAGUUCCGUGUGCUGCCGAGAGCGAGGGAGAGGCCCCUCACUCGGUGCCAACCGGAGUACGAGGCUACCCUCGUCGGCUUGGCGUUUGAUCCCGUCUCUUGGAAGUUUAAUGUUGUUCUUGCUGGAUUCCAUCGUUUUUUUGGUCACCGGCCUCAUGGCGAGUUCGUCUCCCUGGUGUUCGAUUCGGAAACCAAUUCUUGGAGUCGAUCGGUUUCGUUGAUGCACGACGAGUUCACCCACAUGAAUCGCUGCCAAGUUGUGUUUUCUUGUGGCUUGCUGCAUUGGUUGACGCAUAGCUGUUCUUAUGUGCUUGCUUUUGAUUUGAAAAGUGGAGUUUGGGGGAAAAUCUUGCUGCCGGAUGAAGUGCUGACGACAAGGUCUGGAUCCAGGGUUUAUCUUCUGGAGCUGGAAGGAUCGGUGUCGGUCGUUCAGAUAACUGGGGUUUGGAUGAGCAUAUGGGUUUUAAGAAAUCAUGACACUGAGCAAUGGACUUUGGUUGAUAGAGUGCAUCUCCGGUGCAUCAGUGCGUUUGCUGCGAGCAUAUUUCCUGUGAGCCAGUCGAGAGAUGUCGCCUUCAUGGCGACGCAGAAGAAGAUUUUGAUAUACAACUUGAAGGGCAAGGUGUGGAAGGAGGUAUAUGGUGCAAAUGGAACUGUGACAUAUCCACUGUGGUUUUCAUCUUAUGGUUUCAGGAGCACACUUUUUCCUUGUCAUCUUUAAGCGACCAGAUUAUGCCAUGCGUUUGGUCAAUAUUGAGUUUCUCUUACUAAUCAACAAGUGAUAUGCAUGACAUAUUAUUGCCCAGAGAUUGUCACACAAGGCAUAGUCAUCAUCCAUAUGGGAAUAAGGGGUCCGUCCUGCUGAUGCGGCUGUGACAGUGGAAGAGUUCUUCGAGUGGUUGCAGAAUGCAAUGCAGUCCUGCAUGUUUGAAGCCAACAGCCAACAGCAUAGCAAAUGAGAGCCCUUCUCCCAGAAUUGGCAGUUGCUUCAAGAACAGCCUCACAAGAAGAAAGGUCCUAUGAAACCCUGUAAAAAACAUGACCACCUUAUCCUAUUAGCCAUAACAACACUCCUAAUCCUGCUUGAACAGAUGAUUACUUCGACCGGGGUCGCAUCAUCUGCAGUCACUGAUGCUAAACUAUGCUAGUGUGGAAAUCCAAUCCAGCAAGAUUUUGACUUUAUGCAAGUCUAGUGGUUGAAGAUUUAUACUUAUGUUGUAAGGUACUGUUGAGAAUCAUUUUCUGGCUGUGCAACAAAGGAUGUUAAAGCAUCAUGAGACACUUUUCAGUGUUAGACAGUAUACAUGAAGUUGAUCUGUGUCAGACUAAUGAGUUGGCUUGUUUCUUUUUGAAGUCUGUAUUCAGAGCAAGUUGAAAUGUAUGGUCAUUGUAGACUUUGCCUGUGGUGAUGAUGGAAUAAGCAAUGAAGUAAUAGAGUGCAGUGAGAUCAGCUGCAAACAAAGUGUUUUUUGUUGUCAAA